CUUUUCGCGAGCGCCGCCUCGCCUUACCUUUUUGAGCCUGCGGCGGUGCCGUUGCCAGCGCUCUGUCGCCUUCGCUCUGGCUUCAUGGAAGCGGGUUCUUCGUUACAGCUGCUCUGCCGGGCGUGCCAGCUUCAAAGAUGGCGGCCCUCUCGCGACCCCUGACAGCAGGUAGGGCUUCCCAGGCUCAGGGGGAGGCGGGGCUCCGAGGAGGAGACCCCUGUGGGGGGGGGGGCAGGCUGCACUUUGCAGGCGACGAGGGAAGGGACCUGGAGAGAAGCUUUGCUUUGCACACCUUGAUUUGUCCCUCUUUUUGCAGCCUCCUGGAGAAGGCAAGGUCUCUUCCAUUGGGUCCCACCAAGGCGACGUCCGCACCAGGCAUUGAAGGCGCUGUGAUGCCACUUUAAACAGGCCUGGCUCCCCCGCCAAUAAAUAGUUUGCUAGAGGGGCAGAGAGCUACAAUUCCGAGCUACAAUUCCGAGAGUGGAUUAACAACCAUAGAAUAAUAGAAUUGGAGAGUAGAGUUGGAAGGGAACCCGAGGGUCCUCUAGUCCAACCCCUGCAAUGCAGGAAUCUCAUGACAGAUGGCCAUCCAAGCAUUGCUCCAAGGAAGCAGAGUUCACAACCUCCUGAGAGAGUCCAUUCCAAACAGCUCAUAUUGUCAGAAAGUUUUUCCUGAUGUUUAGUCGGAAUCUUCUUUCUUGUAAUUUGAACCCAUUGGUUCAAGUUCUACCCUCUGAAGUAGGGUGAAACAAGCUUGCUCCUUUAGUACCCUUGGGUGCAGCUCAUCAGGCCCUGGAGAUUAAAUUCAUUUAAAUAGCUAGGUGUUCUCUGACCACCUCUCUUCCUGCUUUGGGCUGCAGCUCCUCCUUGCAUCAUUUAUUCUGUUGUUGCCAGAUUGGGCACUGCUUUCCUUUUGGGUGAAGGUGAGUUCCCUGGGGAACUGUGGGAAGGGGAAUAGGGGAGUCAGCACCUUUAACAAACUACAGUUCCCAGGAUUCUUUGGGAGAAGCCACAACUGUUUCAGUGGCAUGAUACUGCUUUAAAUGUAUCGUGCAGAUGGGGCCUCCCUCUCCGAUGUCAAGUUCUACUUAAAUAUCCCCCUCCUAGAGCUACAAUUCUCAGAGUGGUUUAACGAACUGUUAUGUUUAGCUGCUAGGGAUUGCCCACCCGCCGGAUCUCCAAGGCUGACUGCUCUAUGCCCACACGCCCAAUCUCAACACACACACACACACACACCUCACGGAUCUCCAUGGCUGCUCCUUCACACCCACCCACCCACCCACCUGAUCUUCAUGCCCACCCUACAUACUUCCAUGUUUCAGACAUCGUGAUAUUUAGGCAUAUCGCAAUGUUUAGCUGGUGAUGUAUCAUGAUGUUGAGAACUGGAUAUUCCACAGCCCUAGUUGGAGGGGACCCACUGCAAUGCAGGAAUAUGCAGCUGUCCUAUACAGGGAUCAAACUGCAACCGUGGCAUUACCAGCACCAGGCUCUAAGGGACUGAGCUAUUCAGUUGCUCAUGGGCCAUCCCCCCACCUCUUGAAUUUCUGAGGGUCUGAGGGAAGGAGGCAGUCUUUUCAAUAUUGGAGGCCUAAUAUCCUUCCUCCACAAUCUCACCAUCUGUUCUAAUGUGCUCAUGCACCCUGAUGUGGUCUGUAUCCUGCCAAGCCCCUUGGCUGCAAGGAGGGUGGAUUGUUUCCCAUGUGACUUGACAGCCUUACAUCUGAAAAGGAUCUAGGCACCAGAAAGCUUGACAUGAGUCCACAGUGUGAUGCAGCGGGGGGGGGGGGGGGCGAAGGCUAUUCAAGGCUGCAUCAAGAGAAGUCUAGUGUCCAGAUCAAGGGAAGUAAUAGUCCCACUCUAUUCUGCCUUGGUCAAACCACAUCUGGAAUACUGCGUUCAAUUCUGGACACCACAAUUUAAGGAGGAUAUUGACAAUCUGGAACAUGUGCAGAGGAGGGCAACCAAGAUGAUCAAGUGUCUGGAAGUCAUGUCUUAUGAGGAACUGUUGAAGGAGCUGGGUAUGUUUAUCCUGGAAAAGAGGAUACUGAGAGGACUAAUAGAUUCAAAUUACAAGGAAGGAGAUUCUGACUAAACAUUAAAAAGAACUUUCUGACGGUAAGUGUGCAACGGACUCCCUUGGAAGCUGGUGGUCUCUUCUUUAUUGGAGGUUUUUAAGCAGUGGUCAGAUGGCCAUCUAUCUUAGAUUCUUUAGCUGUGAUUCUGGCAUUGGAGGGGGUUGGACUGGAUGACCCUUGGGGGUCCCUUCCAACCCUACAAUUCUAUGAUUUUGCCUUGAAUUUCUACAGAUAAUGACUGCGAGUGUGUGUGCUGCCGGGGUGCCCAUGGGGGAACUAGCAAGUGCCCCACCUUCCACCACUAAUUGAGAAAGCUUUCACUAUACAUUGAAAAUGGGACACUUGGGAACUCUCCAGAAGAAACAGAAUGGAGAACACAAGAGCAAAUGCCAAAGCAUUCUAGGAAGUGCUGGAUAGCCUUCUUUCUCUUCAAGUGUUAAUUCCAAAUGCUCGUUGUUUUGCUUAUGAGGAGGAAAAGGUAUAGAAAGGAGAAUUCCUGGAUGCUAAGAUCCAAGUGUGGGGCAAGUACUCUUUGAUGAGAAAACCACAGGGUAGAUUUAAAGUCACAAAAUAUGCAGCAAAGUAAGGGGUGGAAAUAUAUGGUAGGCUGUUAGACCUUUAAAAUAAGGUUAACCAUAAUGCUAAGCAAACAAAAGAACCAGAGUCUUCAGGUUCAUUUGUGGCACCUGAGACAAGAGCUCUGGUGGAAAGCGCGGAGUGCCGGUCCUGUAUUAUUACCGGAGCUGGUAUUAAUGGUCAGGAAAUGCCCAGAUAAGCAGGUGCAUUUUUAGCUGCUGGCAGAAGCACCCCACAAUUGAUGCCUGCUUGAUCUCCCACUCCUUUCUAAUGGAAUAGAGCUCUUCUCCAACAUGGAGAAUAUGCCCUUUCUGAUUGUCACAUCCAGACAACAAGUUAACACGGAGUACUUGUAGGUACAGAGCCUCGGUUUGGGACCAAGGUAUUGCUGCCAUCAUCGCAUAAAUUGGUCUAAUCCCCUUGUAGAAGCACCAGCCAUCACAACCUCUUGUAGUACCUGUGGAUUCCAUAAGUUUAAUUUUCCUUCCUUGGGGACAUUCCCUGGCAAGAGGGAUUGACUGUUAAAACCACACUGCAAACUGUGGGUCUGUGAGGGGAAUUGGAGUCCCCUAACAACUCUCAACAACAACAAACUACAGCACCCAGGAUUCUUUGGGGAGGGAGUCAUAGAAUCAUAGAGUUGGAAGAGACCACAAGGGCCAUCGAGUCCAACCCCCUGCCAAGCAGGAAACACCAUCAGAGCACUCCUGACAUAUGGUUGUCAAGCCUCUGCUUAAAGACCUCCAAAGAAGGAGACUCCACCACAUGCCUUGGCAGCAAAUUCCACUGUCGAACAGCUCUUACUGUCAGGAAGUUCUUCUUAAUGUUUAGGUGGAAUCUUCUUUCUUGUACUUUGGAUCCAUUGCUCCCUGUCCGCUUCUCUGGAGCAGCAGAAAACAACCUUUCUCCCUCCUCUAUGUGACAUCCUUUUAUAUAUUUGAACAUGGCUAUCAUAUCACCCCUUAACCUCCUCUUCUCCAGGCUAAACAUGCCCAGCUCCCUUAGCCGUUCCUCAUAAGGCAUCGUUUCCAGGCCUUUGACCAUUUUGGUUGCCCUCCUCUGGACACGUUCCAGUUUGUCAGUGUCCUUCUUGAACUGUGGUGCCCAGAACUGGACACAGUACUUCAGGUGAGGUCUGACCAGAGCAGAAUACAGUGGCACUAUUACUUCCCUUGAUCUAGAUGCUAUACUCCUAUUGAUGCAGCCCAGAAUUGCAUUGGCUUUUUAGCUGCCGCAUCACACUGUUGGCUCAUGUCAAGUUUUUGGUCAACCAAGACUCCUAGAUCCUUUUCACAUGUACUGCUCUCAAGCCAGGUGUCACCCAUCUUGUAUUUGUGCCUCUCAUUUUUUUGCCCAAGUGCACUACUUUACAUUUCUCCCUGUUAAAAUUCAUCUUGUUUGUUUUGGCCCAGUUCUCUAAUCUGUCAAGGUCGUUUUGAAGUGUGAUCCUGUCCUCUGGGGUGUUAGCCACCCCUCCCAGUUUGGUGUCAUCUGCAAAUUUGAUCAGGAUGCCCUUGAGUCCAUCAUCCAAGUCGUUGAUAAAGAUGUUGAAUAAGACCGGGCCCAAGACAAAACCCUGUGGCACCCCACUAGUCACUCUUCUCCAGGAUGAAGAGGAACCAUUGAUGAGCACCCUUUGGGUUCGGUCAGUCAGCCAGUUACAAAUCCACUGAGUGGUAGCAUAGUCAAGACCGCAUUUUACCAGCUUCUUUACAAGAAUAUCAUGGGGCACCUUGUCAUUACUGUAUGAAGUGGCAUGAUGCUGCUCUGAAUGUAUGGUGCCAGUCUGAAGGGAGAGUGACGUCCAGUUGUAUUAGCCUGAAUGCCACAUUGAUCCAGUAGUUCUUGGAAAGUUGAACGAAAACUCUGCCCUCUGGCAUUUCCCCAUGGCUCAGCAUGAAGCAGGCAUACUGCAUGCCUGCAAUGGUUUCCAGAAAUAAGAGCGUUUAGGAAGUGUGAUAACCACGACAGACUAAAUUUGGGGAUGGAAAAAUGCAGAAGCCUGUUCAUAUUCACAUUUUAACACAUUAGCGAAAGUGACAAUGUAAGACAUUUUGCAGUGUGCUUAACAGCUGGGAGGAUAAAUGCCAAAGGUUUUCUCCCAUAAAGCUCCCAUAAAGCAUGUAUGGCACCUGGGAAUCUCAAACUUGGGUGCAAGGAGUUGCUGAAUAUUUGGAGGAAACUGCUUCAAGCCUACUUGACGUCACAGUUGUGCAAGCAGUUUCUUCAGCAUAGCAAACCCUGAAAAUGUUGGUAAAUGUAUUUCCAAUGUCUAUUAAUACUAAAGGUAUUGAAUAAUAAUAAGACUUCCUAACAUCUAGUACUUUGAACAUCCAAAGCACUUCAGAUGCAUUAACUGGCUAUAAUCCUUACAAGAAAGAUAUUGCUGGACUCCAGCUCCCAUCCUUCCUGGCUGUUGGCCCUGCUGGCUGGGGCUGAUGGGAGCCCAAAGACCUCUGGGUUCCCCAGCCCUGCUGUACUCUGUCCACCCCACCCCACCAGCUUUCUUUGGCUGAGGGGAAUUAAGGCUGAAAGUCCACUGGACUCCCAUGUCAGGGAGACCCUUCAGCCUCUGCUGAUUUCUUAUUUCCAUUUUGUGUUGUGUGGUACCUGAUUGCAACAUAAUCUCUUAAUGUGAUGACAUGGGCGAGGUGCCCUGGAAAAGAGAGAAAGGUAUGCAUUGGUUUUAUUGCUUAGAAGCGGUUCUUUUCUCAGUCUUUCUCUCUCGCUCUUCUUUUCAGGGCUUCUCAAUUGGUUGCAAAAAAGAGCUGCUCCAACAGUGCGGACGUUGGCAGACGCUGCUUCCUUGGCUCAGAAGUCUCUGUGGAAACUGGGUCGACUGAACCAUGUGGCUAUUGCAGUGCCCAAUUUAGAAAAAGCCACCUCUUUGUACAGGGAUGUGUUGGGUGCUCAGGUGAGCAAAAUGGUACCCCUUCCUGAACACGGCGUCUACACAGUCUUUGUGGACCUGGGCAACACAAAGUUGGAACUUCUGCACCCACUAGGGGAGAACAGUCCAAUCGCUGGUUUCCUGAAGAAAAACAAGGAGGGAGGAAUGCACCAUAUCUGCAUUGAGGUAUUUCCACUCCUCUUUCUUUUUGUUUGAAAUUUUUUUUUUAAUCACAUUGAAAAACCUGGAUGCUUUACUUCAUCGUAAGGCAGCGUAUUUGAAAUUCUGAGAAUCCUAAGGUUCUUUACUACCUGAUUUCUUUACUUCCUUUGAAGGGGUCAAAUUUCUAGCCUUCAUUAAGGUAUGUUUUGAGAAGCUUGUUUGUGAAUUGGGGUGAUCUAAUUUAGAAAAAAAGAUGAGCAAGGGACCAAUAUGAAAGAGUUAUAUAAAGCCUAGUGUGGUGUGGAGACAGAGCUUCUCUCUGCCCCUUUCUCUCCUUUCUCGUAGGAGUAGAACCCACUGAGAUCAUCCAGCAAAUCUGAACUAAGAUUUAGGACAGACGAAAGGAAGCACUUCUUAAAAAGCACAUGGUUAAACUAUGGAAUUUUCUAUCACAGGAUGUAGAGAUGGCCACCAACUUGGAUCGCUUUAAAAGGGGAUUAGAUGCAUUCUGGGAGGAGAAAAAAGCUGCCAGAGGCUAUAUAGACCCUGAUCAGGCUUCUCUGAAUCGCAGUUGCUGGAGGUCACAGGCAGGAGGGGCUAUUGCCCUCGUGUCCUGCGUCUGGUUUGCCACUCCUUGUGGGGAAAGCACAGCCUACACAACGCCUUUGGUUUGCUACAGCAGCAGCCAGGCUGUCCUUGGCUUGUUAGUUUUUAAAGCACAAACCUGUUUUCCAGCCUUCGCAUCUCUUGUGAUCUUCAGCCAAUUUUCUUUUUUUAAUGUUGAGAUUCAGUAUUGUUUCCAACAUAUCCUUCUUAGACAAAAGUUUUCUUUUCUUUUAAAGGUGAACAGUAUAACAGAUGCCAUAGCUGAACUGAAGGAGAAGAAGAUCCGUGUUCUGAGCGAAGAGCCCAGAAUUGGGGCCCAUGGGAAACUGGUGGUUUUCCUCCAUCCUAAGGACUGCAACGGAGUCCUAGUGGAACUUGAGCAAGCCUGAGUUGCGAUCCUAACUGUGAUAAGAAGAAAUUAAUGCCUAUACUAAGAGAGGAGAUGAGGCAUAUUUUCUGUGUUUUAAAAUUACUACUCCUGAUUUACUUGUUAUUGAGGGUUUUUUCCCUGACUGAAAAGCAUUAAUGAUAAUGUGAUUUGCCUUAAGAAGGAAAAUUUAAAUCUUGAAACACCAGUCUUAAUUUGGGAAGACACAUUUUAGUCACUUGAACAUCACCAAAAUAAAUUUUAUUUGGCUGCCUUAGGAUUCCUUUGAAGUGUAUCUUGCAACAGUAAGCUGGGUGCAUUUUAUGCACGCUCUCCCUCUGGGCAUAAUUUUGCAUCCAUUUGGUAGAUUUCUAGGUCAUCUGCCAUCACCCUGCUCUACAUUUGUAAGUGACAAGUAAGGCAAGGGCGAGGUGUCUGGUUUUUUUUGUUUUUUCAGUAAUUCCUUCAGUAUUCCCUUAAGAAAACAGCCAGCAAGGGAUCAUCAUAUUCUCUGUGUUCACCUGUCUAAAGACUCAUUGACUACUCCAUUGAUUGGUUCACUCAAUCAUAAGAUGCUUAUGGUCUUGUCUGGGUCCCCAUGAUUGCUAAGCAAGUCUUCUCUCCCCCCCCCCCAUCCGCAUGAGAAUUUGGGCCUUUUGAUUACCUUUUGAUUACCAAUAUUUGCUCUCAUUUGAUCACCAGUGUCACUUGCAUAAUUUAUAGUAGUUUGUCUGCAUUUAUUAUUUUGAAUUAUUACUGAUGGUGCAUAAUAAAACAUGAUUUUUGUUUCUCUACUUA
This is a messenger RNA of Podarcis lilfordi (Lilford's wall lizard), 7474 nucleotides long. NCBI's taxonomy places the organism in Eukaryota, Metazoa, Chordata, Lepidosauria, Squamata, Lacertidae. The record is from the annotation of a GenBank genome assembly.